GUGUAUCUUUUCUUAUCUCUUAAAGUAAAUAUUUGUGAAUCCUGACAGCAGCUUUCCUCUCUCGUCCCAGCAGACAUUGACACCCAACAGAAACCCUACUUCCUGGUCCCUGAUCCAAACGUCAUGACAUACCAGCCCUGCAGAGCCAGCUCGUCCUGUUUCACCUCGCCACCAAAACAUCAGAUAGUAAUCGAAAGCUGUUCCUCUCAGAGUCUUCAGUCUGAUCUGUCUUCAACGAGGCGUUCAGGGACACGUCCAGCUGUAAUGGCAGCGCCCCCUACAGACCGCCCAGUGACAAUAACUCUGGCUGCCGUGUGGAGGCUCCAGGUGAGACCAACACCACCCAGACCACCCAGACUGUCAGCUGCAGUGACGGUGGGGCAGGCUGUCAUGGCUGUGGCUCGAGUCUUCUUCGGUGUUGUGUAUUUCAAUGAGUGCCCUCAGCAGCCCAACAUUCCCAGCUACCUGCUGGGGCUGGCUCUGGGAGCGCUGCUCAUGGUCCCGUUUGUUACCUUCCCCUGUGAGAGAGAGGCGGCCUGGCCUCAGCAGCAGCAGCCAGGAGGCCUCAGAGCCUGCCUGCUCUGUUUACUGAGCCUGUUCCUCUACUGCUGGAUCCUGGCAGGUGACGUGUGGGUCUUCUCCGUCUACCAGCCGAGCUACGACCGAUCAGCUGCUGACGGAGUUUUCUGCGAUAAAACUUUGUACACGUUUGCUUUGUGGAACGCCGUGUGGGAGACGGCGGUGGUCCUGGUGCUGCUGGCCGGACUCUGUAGAGGACUGGUGUGUUGUGUGCUGAUGAGUCCUGCACACACACACACUAACACCUAUGGGCAUGUAUGAGGCGCGGACUGAUGGAUCAUGUGAUUAUCUUAUUAUGUCUGUAAAUACACCAAAUAUAUGUCAAAGUGCUCUGAAUGGGACUUUAUAAUGGUAUUAUCAUAAAUUAUGCCCUGGGUAAUAGUUAUUUUAUGCUUAAACACUGAUUUUCACAUUAUUAUAAUAAAUAAUAAUAAAUUAAAUUAGCUACUAGUUAUUAUUUUAUCAGUCAGGUAAUUAAUGUAUUAAUCAACUGUAAUAACUUUGUUAUUGUUAUGUUUUUCGUCAUAUGCAUU
Molecule: messenger RNA, 1112 nt
Organism: Centropristis striata (black sea bass)
Lineage: Eukaryota; Metazoa; Chordata; Actinopteri; Perciformes; Serranidae
Product: transmembrane protein 272-like
Exons: 6
Coding region: 124-840 (238 amino acids)
Source: RefSeq, a predicted model, not a curated record